GAAAAGCAGGGGUGUCACUAGCACGUUAGGAGACCAUACAAUAAGUGUCAGGGGCCCGAGACUGUUCAACUGCCUCCCAGCAUACAUAAGGGGGAUUACCAACAGACCCCUGGCAGUCUUCAAGCUGGCACUGGACAAGCACCUAAAGUCGGUUCCUGACCAGCCGGGCUGUGGCUCGUACGUUGGUUUGCGUGCAGCCAGCAGCAACAGCCUGGUUGAUCAGGCUCUGAUCCACCAGGAGGCCUGGUCACAGACCGGGCCGCGGGGGCGUUGACCCCCGGAACUCUCUCCAGGUAAACUCCAGGUACACAGUAGGCUUCUUCAGUCAAAUACAGAGGCAGCAGUUGUAGUAGUGAAAUGAAGAUGAUGUCAUCAGUCCAUCAACCUUGGAGAAAUAAUAUUUGAGGUGGUCAGUCCCUCAACCUGAUGACCUGACCACCAGUCACUUCCUCUCCUUAGAUGGAACCUGAACAACUUUAUUACCUCCAGGAGCUACAUGACCUCUAAGAUGGAAACCAAAACAAAACACAAAGUGCUCUUGGCACUGGACUUUGACCAUACAGUCAUUGACAAUAACAGCGAUACUUAUAUUUAUAAACUAGCCCCAGACCACAAGAUACCCGAUGACUUGAAGUUGUUAUAUCGCAGGGACAACUGGACGCAUUACAUGGGAGAAGUGUUUAAGUUUUUGUACAAGAAUGGUGUUACAAAAGAAAGAAUUUUUAAUUGUUUAAAGGAAAUAAAACUAACAGAUGGCAUGAAGGAGUUACUGACUGGUGUUCCUAGAGAUUUAACUGAAUUUAUCAUCAUAUCAGAUGGUAAUUCAGUGUUUAUAGAUCACAUUCUUAAAAGCUGUGGAUUGAGAGAUCUAUUCAGUGAGUUAUUUACAAACCCUGCACAGUUUGAUGACAAUGGCUGCCUGCAUAUUCAAAUGUAUCAUCUCCAAGACUGGUGUACCUUAAGCACCAAGAAUCUUUGCAAGGGUGACAUACUUUCCAAUUACAUCAAACUUCGUGAAAAUAAUAAUGUGACUUUCUCAACCAUUGCAUACGUAGGCGAUGGAACAAAUGACUUCUGUCCAAGCUUGCGACUAAAAGAAUGCGAUGUAGUUUUUCCUCGUUGUGGAUAUAACCUACUAAACUACAUUCCGAAAAUGGAAGCUGAGAAAGGUAUGAGAAUUGAAGCAGAUGUUUGUCCUUGGGACUCUGGGAAAGAUAUCCUUGAGCGCUUGUUAUUAUGCUACAGCGAGGUCAAUGCUUCAGAGGUUCCAAAACCAAGGCUGAAGCCUCCUUUACAAAAGCUUUAACAAUUAAUUGAUAUUCAUUGAUCUUCAAAAAUAAAUAUUUUUAUUAUUACAUG
Molecule: messenger RNA, 1359 nt
Organism: Cherax quadricarinatus
Lineage: Eukaryota; Metazoa; Arthropoda; Malacostraca; Decapoda; Parastacidae
Product: pyridoxal phosphate phosphatase PHOSPHO2
Molecular function (GO): phosphatase activity
Source: RefSeq, a predicted model, not a curated record